UUUCCCAAUUCACAUUUAAAGGGAGAGAAAGAGAGAUAAAAAGAGUUUUUUAGAGGAAAGACAGAGAAAAAUGGUGGGACCAGUAAGGCCGCAGUUCGUCCUCUUUGGAUCAUCCAUUGUCCAACUUAGUUUCAGCAAUGGCGGAUGGGGUGCUAUUCUAGCUGACGUCUAUGCUCGCAAAGCUGACAUACUUUUAAGAGGAUAUUAUGGAUGGAAUUCGCGACGUGCCGUGGAGGUGCUCGAUCAUGUUUUCCCAAAGGAUGCUGCUACACAGCCUUCUUUGAUCAUAACUUAUUUUGGUGGUAAUGAUUCAAUGGGACCUCAUCCAUCUGGCCUUGGACCUCAUGUGCCACUUAAUGAAUAUAUUGAGCACAUGAGGAAGAUAGCAAUUCAUCUGAAGAGCCUUUCAGAUUCAACACGCCUCAUUUUUCUUACUUGUCCUCCUGUUGAUGAAGACAGAGUUAGUAAAAACACAAGUGAAUUCUUUAGCCACCUUAUUCGAACAAACGAGUUAUGCCAGAAGUAUUCUGAAGCUUGUGUAAAGCUGUGCCUGGAAUUGGAUGUGAAGGUGGUUGAUCUUUUUACUGCGUUUCAACGAAGAGAUAACUGGACAGCUGAUUGCUUCACAGAUGGAGUUCAUCUGUCCGCUGAGGGGAGCAAGAUUGUAGUGGCAGAGAUACUAAAAGUACUCAAAGAAGCCGAGUGGCAGCCAUCUCUGCACUGGAAGGCCAUGCCAACUGAAUUCUCAGAGGACUCACCUUAUGAUCUUGUUGCUGCUGAUGGGAAAACCACAUUGAAUCCGUCCGAAUGGACAUUUCACCGGGCGAUCCAAUGGGACUAGAGCAGUGCAGAGUUCUCUUCCAGGUUCAGAUCUCCAACAUCCCAUGGAAAUCAAACCUGUCUCACUACUUGAAAUUGAAGGAUGAAGUACCAAAGAUGAACAGGAUUUGUGGAAGAGGACUGAGCUUUGAACCAUUUUAAUGGUUGCUUCUUGCAAAAUCCAUUAUGAGUUUGAUUAAUUCAGUUCGGUUGAUUCUUGUAAAGUUUGUAUACUACUUAAUAAGCCUAGAAGAACUUGAAUUUGAAGCACACAGGCCAAAAAUGUUUGAUUCGAUUUCCCCCAAUGGGAAACUUUUUUACUUUCCAAUUUUCUAUAAACACAUCUAAAUAUUUUAUGUGGGAA
Messenger RNA from Theobroma umbraticum, 1183 nucleotides. Its product is annotated as SGNH hydrolase-type esterase superfamily protein. The record is from RefSeq and is a predicted model, not a curated record. NCBI's taxonomy places the organism in Eukaryota, Viridiplantae, Streptophyta, Magnoliopsida, Malvales, Malvaceae. Gene Ontology annotation, molecular function: hydrolase activity, acting on ester bonds.